Castor canadensis (American beaver) is the source of this 3912-nucleotide messenger RNA. RefSeq names its product phospholamban (gene Pln). The record is from RefSeq and is a predicted model, not a curated record. Gene Ontology annotation, cellular component: sarcoplasmic reticulum; membrane. Gene Ontology annotation, molecular function: ATPase inhibitor activity. NCBI's taxonomy places the organism in Eukaryota, Metazoa, Chordata, Mammalia, Rodentia, Castoridae. Gene Ontology annotation, biological process: negative regulation of calcium ion import into sarcoplasmic reticulum; negative regulation of ATPase-coupled calcium transmembrane transporter activity; negative regulation of heart rate.
GUGUGAGGCCCUAAGUUCAAACCCCAGUGCCGUCAAAAAAAAAAAAAUUCUCUAAAGGAAAAGAGAAAAUAAGUAGAAACACUGAACAGACACUGUGUUACAGAAUCUUUGAUAAUCACUAUAUACACUUCGUGUCAUUAUAAAUCCUCAAUAAUACCAUUCCACAGAUUAGAUAUCUUGGGAAAGUGAUCUGUGAAAGGUAAAGUGACGAACAGUGAUUCAAAUGAUAGCAUGAUUCCAAAUGCAGACUGUCAAAAUACUUCUAAAAAGUUUUUCAGCCACUACAUACUUUUUGAGCAACACUGUAUAACUUACCUAAUAAACUUUGUUUGUGCAAACAGAUAAACUAAAAUAUAACACUCCUUAGAGUUCCAUAUGGAAUUAUCACCAUCACCCCAAAAGCAGCAGUUAAUCUAAAGAGAAGGGGUAAACCUAAGCUGCUCAUCCUCAUAUAAGUCUAAUAACUGACACACAUAGAGUAUCUUUCUAAAGUAUGUUUGUGCCCAAGUAUGAGUUUUAAAACUUAUAAACAUGAGAUAACAUACUUUAUUCAGUAUGUGGCAGCUCCUUAAUUUACCCAACUAAAUAUUACCAAUCGUAUUUUCUUAGAACAAGUAGCUCCAUUAUAAUAAUCUAUUUCCUAAGCUUCAUUUUCAAAUGCAUAUAUAACUGGCAGACAAACCUGAAGCAGAUUUUCUAAAAAACAGUGCUCAAUAAUUAAUUUAUCUCUAUCUUAAGAACUUCUUUGUUCAUAUGUGCUAUUCUAUGAAAGCUAUAUCUGAAUUAUGAUUUUCCCUACAGUAUGCCAUUUUAUCAGGAGUUAUAAUGAAACAUCUACAUCUAAAUUCUUUAUCUGUCCUUUACUGGUUGUGUUAUUUCUGAAGAAUUACUAUAAGCUAAUUUAGGCUUCUACGAUUUCAUAUUAGUCAUCAUUGGCAAUUGGUAAGAAAUCCUUACUAUGUAGAUUGAAAGAAGAUGGUUGUAGGUCACUGAGCAAAGUGGCAACAUUGUUCAUGCAAUUACCUUAAUUUGGGGCUUACUUUUCAGUUGUAAAUUUUCCUUAGCAAUGUUUGCAAAGAAUCUUUGCUGAAGCACUAUUUUUCAUUUCAUUUUAGCUGAUUCUUUAAAUAACAAGAGAUUUGCUCAAGAGAAGCAUUUUUAUCUUUCUUUGGAAGAAGCCAAGAUCAUCUCCAUUUAAGGAUACACAGCAGCUGCUGCUGACAUUUUACGCACAGGAAAGUAAAGCAGGCUGAGUUCACUCUCUUACAAGCAUUUUUUAAAAAAAUAAAUUACAAACAGCUCUUACAAAAUUAAAAAAAAAUUUAAAAAUUAGCAUUUGCCAAGUGUGAUAAUUUAAGUAAAUCUAAUAUAAAAGCAAAAUAUUACAUUAACAGAAAACAAGAGAAUGAUGCCUGGCUUCUCAAAAGCAUUCCUUCCUCGGUUCUAUUAUAACCUGUACUGGGAAGAUCAACGUAUCAUCCCACUUCCUAAAAUUUCACUUAUAUAGUAAUUUUCAGAAAAGCAAAGGCUGGAUUAAAAGAAGCACAUACUUCUAGAAUUUUAACAAAUACAGACCUGUGUCAAUAAAAGACUCAUGGUGCAACUGGUUAGGAAUCUACAGCUUUUUAUUAUUUUGCUAGACGGUUACCCUUGACACUGUGUCAGCUUAAUAAAAGUUAGUGGGAUUUUAUGGUAAUUUAUGCAGCUAUUAAAAAGUCUUAAAUACUUAAAUUUACAAACUGCAAUUUUUCUUAAGGCAAUACAUAUCCAUUUACAUAUGUGAUUAUUCAUAAAUAUAUUGCUAAACUUCUAACUCACGAAAACACAAAUCAAUUAUACACAUUUACUUGCUCUUAUCUUAACAAUAAUGAUUUUUUUUUUCUAAAUCCCAAAGCAGUUAUUAGCCUGGUUUUCUCACAUGUGUUCCUUCCCCAUACCCACAGAUUCAGUUAAAAUGCUUAAUUGUUGUCUUGCUAGAAACUGCAGUAUUAAAGCAACAACUCAAUGAGAGUUGUUUCACUUAAGUCUGUAUUAUUAUUCUCGCUCUAUUAAAAUCCCUAUGACAACUACUAAUUUAGCUCUCAACAUCAUCACCUCAGUAUUCAAUUGCCUCUAAGCCUGAAGAUGUAUAAAUCUUUAAAGGAAGCUUUCUACUAUCCAAACUUUUCUUUUCUAUUUUUCAUUUACAUUUUAAAAUUAAAAACAAAAAAAAAUGAAGUGUUUAAAAAGUCUCCAUAUCUAAAGUAGGAUAAAUGAAGUUCUAAAGUUUGGUUGUAAAGUUCAAAUGUUUGGUUGUGGUAAGACUAUGGCUAGCCAAUCACAACUUCAGAAUUUCUGUGUGACAUCAUAAGACCUCCCUAGAAUACUUUUUCUCCUCCACCUACUGCAACUGUUUCCAUACACCCAGUAACUGUCAGAAAACUUCCCAGCUAAAGGCCCACAGGACUUCAUACAACUUGAUACUCUGUAUUGUGAUGAUCACAGAAGCCAAGUAAAGUUUAUCGAAAGUGAGGGGAAGGUACCACAGAGAAAACAGUGGUGGAUGCCGGCCAGGAAUUCAUCUUUCUUAAGGCUAACUAAAAGAAGACAGUUAUCUCACAUUUGGCUGCCACCUUUUUAUCUUUCUCUUGACCACUUAAAACUUCAGAUUUCCUGGCCUUUCUGGCAUCAUGGAGAAAGUCCAAUACCUCACUCGCUCAGCAAUAAGAAGAGCCUCAACUAUUGAAAUGCCUCAACAAGCACGCCAAAAUCUCCAGAACCUAUUUAUCAACUUCUGUCUCAUCUUAAUAUGUCUCUUGCUAAUAUGCAUCAUCGUGAUGCUUCUCUGAAGUUCUGCUGCAGUAUCCAGAUCUGCAACUUGUCACAUCAGCUUAAAAUCUGCCAUCCCAUAAAGAGGGGAAAACAACACACCCUGCUUCCUGAGUAGAAGUUUCUUGGUGAAAAGGUCAAGAUUAAGAGCAAAACAAAUUGUUAGCAAAUGUAUUCAUCUGCUGGAUCUUGUAAACAUGAAAAGGGCUUUAUUUUCAAACCUUGCAAUGACUGUAAGUGUGCAUAAUGUAACUGCUGAUUUCCUCAAAAUGGCUUAUAAAUUUCUUUCCUAAAUCAUGUCUGAGGAUGAAGUAGGAGUUUUAAUUUUGAAAAAGCACUGCUAACAAAUUUGCUUUAUAUAUGUACAGCAUUAUCUUUACUCUUUGGGGUAAAUAUAAUUUGUAUUGCACUGUAAGAGCUUCUUUGGUAGUUUCUAAAUAUUUUUCAGGUCUUCACCAAGUGACAAAAUAAUUUAAAUGAGGUGUCCUUAUUUAAAAUAGCUGACUGACUCCUCACAUCUGUUAUUUUUUAUUAUUAAUACACAGAGGUCUUGGUAGCUACUCUUUAGCAGUCAGAACCUACAUUUUAAAACAAAUUGUGUUAAUACCACAUUAACAUUUUUAAGUUUAUGAAAACAGUGAAAAGAGCAUAUUCUUAGAUAAACCAAAUUCCUCUUAGCUAAUUUUUUCAAAAACUUGUGGAAAUCUAGUACAUGUAAGUUAGCCAUAAAUCUGUUCAUUCUAGAACUUUAAGAACUGAUAAAACUGGUGGUCAACUUAAUAUUUGACGGCGUGAUUGCCAUAGUUACUAAUACUAGUAAAAUAUACUCUACCUCAAGUCUAAUUAUAGCAGAUUUCUGAGUUAUAAUACCUAACCUGUCAUACUAUAUCCUUGGAUUUAUAGACUGUCUUCUAUUCCAAACUUCUAAUCAAUGUAGGCAAGGAAAAGAAUUUAAAAGACUGCCAAUGACAGAAAAAUAUAUUAUUUGAAGUAUUAAAAUAAUUGAAUUGAAUUGAAUAUAAGAAUAUGUAAUUCUUAUAUUACAUUUUGAAAUGAACUUUUUGUCCUAUGUAUCAUUUGUAAUAGGAUAGUUAUUUUCCUUAA